Molecule: messenger RNA, 400 nt
Organism: Prorocentrum cordatum
Lineage: Eukaryota; Dinophyceae; Prorocentrales; Prorocentraceae
Source: the annotation of a GenBank genome assembly
GGCCGCGGCGAGGCGGCAGGGCGGGGGCGCGGCUGGGCGUCGGAGCUGCAGCGGGAGGACGAGGUGCAGCAGGAGGAGAACUCCAGGAGGACUACAAGAACAUGCUCUGGCUGGACGACCCCGACGCCGUCGACCGGGCCAUGAAGAAGGCGUGGGACAGGAUGUCGAGGGAGGACCAGGCCGUCACCCACUCCAUGCUGUCGGUGCCCCGCGCGAGUGUCCCCAGGGGGCCAGCAUCAGGGCAGGAGCCCCGGACGACCCGCCGCCUCGGAGGCGCCGCGCCCGGCGGCGCCACCGCGCGGCGCGGGCCCACCGCCGCGCGAUGCUGAACCACCGGCGCCGCGGCGCCCCGCACGAGGCGCUCCUGCAGGAGGGGGCGCGCACGGGCUCGGCUGCCCAG